UGAAUGAGAAUGAGACUACUGGAUGUAGAUUCGGGUAUUUAUUACACUUCAAAGACAAAACGAACCAGAAAGAGACUUUGCUUCUGCUUUUCUUUUUAAGUGAAGAGUUGCGCUGGCACAACUGUAUCCCGGCACCAUAUCCGCCAUUUAUUCAUUUUUCUUUUUAACUUCCGACCGAAAGCCCUCGCCGAGUCGGCCAUUUUGUCGAGUAAAGUGGAAAAGCCGGGCCGGGGCAUAAUCUAAGAUUCCAGUCCUUUAAAUACUUCCAACAAUGGAAGAUAGGCCACAGCGAGGUGGUGUUGGUGGCGGGUUUCGAGGUCGAGGCGGGCCACCUGGACGUGGUGGGCCCCCUCGAGGACGAGGCGGGUUUGAUGGUGGUAUGAGAGGAAGGGGAGGACCAGGCAUGAUGCGAGGUGGUCCGCCAGGCAGGGGAGGACCUCCACGAGGUAUGGGAAUGGGUCGUGGUGCCCCUCCAGAGAGAGGUGGAUUCGUUCCCAGAGGAAUGGGAGGUCCACGAGGAAGAGGUGGAGAGUUUGUACCCCGUGGUGCUGGUGGAGACCGAGGCACAUUCAGAGGUGGCCGAGGGCGUGGUGGCUUUGAGCCCAGGGGUCGAGGGGGCUUUGAACCCAGGGGGCGUGGAGGCUUUGAACCUAGGGGGCGAGGAGGCUUUGAACCCAGGGGGCGAGGAGGCUUUGAACCCAGGGGGCGUGGAGGUUUUGAGCCUAGGGGAAGAGGCGGCUUUGAAGGCCGUGGAAGAGGAGGUGGCUUUGAGGGCCGAGGCCGUGGUGGAUUUGAUAGGGGAGGACGAGGAGCCUCAUCAGCUCCAAGUGACCGGUUUGGAGGUGCUCCUCCAAAACGCAUGGGAGGCCCCCCUGUGAAUGAUGAUUCUGCACCCAAGCGAGGUCGCUAUGAUGGAUCUCAAGGAAGCAAUGGCUAUGGUGCUCCAUCAAGCCAAUUUUCCUCUAAUCAGUAUGACAAUCAAGGAUUUGAUGCAUCAUCCCAUAGUAAUGCUGGCACUGCUUAUGGGGGUGCUCCUCCUAACCAGAGCUACAACACACACCAAACAUACAACUCUGGUGGUUCCAGUGGGGGUUACCCAGCACAGUCCUAUGGUUCAGACCCACCAGUAGCUGCUGCAGGCGGCUAUGGAAGCGGUGGUGGUAAUCCCAACUACAGUGCUCCAGCAACUGGUUACAAUGAAGAAUAUUCUUCAGGAUAUCCCUCUGCUCCUGCAGACAACAGGCCUAAUUACAGUGCCCCUCAACCUUACUCACAGACGGAAUCAUACCCUAGCUAUAAUAAGCCUGCAGCACAAGAUGACUAUUCCUCUGGAGGGUACGGGAAUGCUCCCUCUGGAAACUACCCAGCUGCUGCCCCCACUUAUGAUGAUAGAGGGUAUUCUAAUUCUGGUUCUUAUGACUCGCCGAGUUAUGGGUCCAACACCUACAACAAACCUUAUGGCGGCAGCUCAGCUAGCUAUGGGCAGAACCGAGAUUAUCAAGCACAGCGACGCUACUAAAACAUAAAUCAAAAAUUGAAACUGCUAAUCUUAUCAGGCUAUAUCUCAAAUUUUAAUCUAUUGAUUGAUAUUGAAAAUAUCAUAUUUACUUCAUAAAUUAUUGUGCUCUCAAAUAUUAUUAGGAAGUCCCUUGUUAAUAAUUUGACGUUUUGACGAAUACUUAGCGUAGGAAUGAUGCUGUGAUGGUUGAAGCAUCUCUCAUAUGAAAACUGUACAUAAUUCUUCAUGUCAUUGUUUUGAAGAAAAGAUUAUAAGUUAUCUAAGAAUCGUAAUCAUCUCAUUUCAAUUUUUAUUUUGUAUUUGUCAAAGAAAACGCAUGUACAUUCCAUCAUGGUUUUCUUUUUGUUGUGAAAUUAAGUGAAGAAUAGUUUAGGGCUAUAUUCACAACUACCUUAACACUCGAUCUGUUACUUCAAUGGGAAGAUUUUAUUUAAGUGUGCAAUUUAAAGCUAAACUUUAAUAAAAGCUUGUAGUAAUUGAUCUACACAAUA
Molecule: messenger RNA, 2010 nt
Organism: Thrips palmi
Lineage: Eukaryota; Metazoa; Arthropoda; Insecta; Thysanoptera; Thripidae
Product: glycine-rich protein DOT1-like
Exons: 9
Coding region: 272-1519 (415 amino acids)
Source: RefSeq, a predicted model, not a curated record